Molecule: messenger RNA, 1810 nt
Organism: Anopheles funestus (African malaria mosquito)
Lineage: Eukaryota; Metazoa; Arthropoda; Insecta; Diptera; Culicidae
Gene: Dip-C
Product: xaa-Pro dipeptidase
Exons: 8
Coding region: 135-1574 (479 amino acids)
Molecular function (GO): manganese ion binding; metalloaminopeptidase activity
Source: RefSeq, a predicted model, not a curated record
CUGUGCGCCCUAGACGUUACGAUUUUUAAUCAUAUCGACACCGUUGCUUGUUUCGUCUAUUUUUACAGCUCACUUUUCUACCGUACCGUACUGACUGCUAACGUCGCCGAAACGCACGCGCACCAACUACGAAAAUGGCCGUCUUCCAAAUGGGGUCUCACACGCACGCCAUCCCGAUGACGCUGUACCGAGACAACCGAACCAAGGUGGUCAAUGAACUGCAACGUGCCCACAAGUUUGGGGUGGAUGCGAACCCCUUGAUCCUGCUGCAGGGUGGCGAUAACAUUAGUCAUUACGACACGGACGUCGAUUAUGUUUUCCGGCAGGAAUCGUACUUCACCUACCUGUUCGGUGUGACGGAACCGGGGUGCUACGGAACGGUUGAGAUCAAAACCGGACGUUCUGCGCUGUACGUGCCACGUCUACCGGAAGAAUAUGCCGUUUGGAUGGGGCCGCUGCUCGGUUUGGACGAUUUCAAAAAGAAGUACGAAGUCGACACAGUACAUUACGUCGAUGAGCUUGCAAACCGUCUUACUGAUGUAUUACCAUCGGUGUUGCUGCUUUUGAGUGGACCGAAUGCUGAUAGUGGAGCAGUAGCCAAACCGGCUUACUUCAAGGGUAUCGAAAGUUUUGUGUCGGACACCGAUAUUUUGUUCCCGGUGAUCGCGGAAUGUCGCGUUAUCAAAUCUCCGGGCGAAAUCGAAGUGCUGCGCUAUGUGGCACGUGUUUCAUCGGACGCGCAUAAAGCCGUAAUGAAGGUGAUGAAGCCAGGCCUGCACGAGUACCAGGCGGAGGCUGAAUUUCUGCGCCAUUCGUACGCCGUCGGUGGCUGCCGGCAUGUGUCGUACACGUGCAUCUGUGGUGCUGGCACCAACUCCGCCAUCCUGCAUUACGGUCACGCCGGUUCACCGAACGAUUGUGCCGUCCAGGACGGUGACAUGUGUCUGUUCGACAUGGGCGCCAACUAUGGUGGUUACGCAGCGGACAUUACGUGUAGCUUUCCCGCCAACGGGAAGUUCACCGAGGACCAGAAGCUCGUGUACAAUGCCGUGCUCGCUGCCCGCGAUGCUGUCUGUGGUGCGGCCCGGGAAGGCGUAUCGUGGAUUGACAUGCAUCUGCUUGCCAACCGUGUGAUGCUCGAAGAGCUGCGCAAAGGCCAACUGCUGCAGGGCGAUGUAGAUGAAAUGAUGGAGGCUGGUUUGAAUGCCAUUUUUCAACCGCAUGGAUUGGGACACUUUUUGGGGCUCGAUGUCCACGAUGUCGGUGGAUAUCUGCCCGGCUGCCCGGAACGUUCAACCAGGGCUGGAGUUAACCGUCUGCGCACGGCACGUACACUGAAAGCGGGCAUGUAUUUGACCAUCGAGCCGGGAUGUUACUUUAUCGAGCCGCUGCUGAACAAGGCUUACUCGGAUCCCAAUCUUAGCAAGUUUUUGGUGAAGGAAAAGCUGGACCGCUUCCGCAACUUUGGCGGUGUUCGCAUUGAGGAUGAUGUGCUGAUCACAAAGACUGGCAUUGAAAACUUUACCUUCGUGCCGAGAACUGUCGAAGAAAUUGAAGCCUGGAUGGCCAAGUAAAAACAUAAACCCCCGAAGGUACGAUGGAUACACCGAGGUGCCUUUCUAUAUGCAGGAAAUCGCUCCUGUUUAGCCUCGGAAAUCCCCUUUCUGAAGAAAUAUGUACUACACCUUUAUGAAGGCUAUAUAACGCUUCACACCUAUUACGGAUUAAAUCAAUUGCAAGCAAGUUGUGCCAAUAUAAUUGUUUUCAUUUUUAUUCCUUAUAUUAAUCAAAUAAAAUCUUGCAUAUCAAA